AUGAUUUGCGAGAGAAAUCUUGGAAGGUUAGAUUACCCAGUUCGAGCUAUAGCAUUCAGUUAUGACAGUCAGCUGAUUGCAACAGGAAGUGAAGAUCAUUCGAUAGAUAUUGCUUACGUUAACGAUGGCUCCAGAGUGCACGAGAUUCGCCUGGAAGGAGAAGUUUAUUCCGUUGCAUGGCAUCCACAACAAUUUAUGCUGGCAUUUGCGUCAUCAGGGGAUCCUCGAGACCGAGACUCCUUUGGUGUACGACUUUUUGGGUAUACUAGUUGA
Messenger RNA from Strongylus vulgaris, 273 nucleotides. Lineage: Eukaryota; Metazoa; Nematoda; Chromadorea; Rhabditida; Strongylidae. The record is from the annotation of a GenBank genome assembly.